This is a messenger RNA of Trichoderma gamsii, 1338 nucleotides long. RefSeq lists its product as hypothetical. NCBI's taxonomy places the organism in Eukaryota, Fungi, Ascomycota, Sordariomycetes, Hypocreales, Hypocreaceae. The coding region runs from base 1 to 1338 and encodes 445 amino acids. Gene Ontology annotation, cellular component: membrane. Gene Ontology annotation, molecular function: sucrose:proton symporter activity. The transcript has 4 exons. The record is from RefSeq and is a predicted model, not a curated record.
AUGAUGAUGGGCGCGGUGAUAGUGUCGGCGAGUCUGCUGGUGCUGGGCUUUACGCGUGAGGUUGUGGGCGCGUUUGUGGGUGGCGAUGGUGGUGAUACGACGAGGAGGUUCACCAUAGUGCUGGCAGUGGUGGCGAUAUAUGCCGUGGACUUUGCGAUUAAUGCGAUCAUGUCGUGUGCGAGGAGCCUGAUUGUUGACACGCUGCCGAUAGAGAAGCAACACGCUGGUGCUGCUUGGGGCUCUCGUAUGAACUCAAUAGGCCAUAUGAUAGGGUACGGCGCAGGCUCCAUCGACCUUGUCUCCCUAUUCGGCCCUCGGCUGGGAGACACUCAGUUCAAGCAACUGACCGUCAUCGCCGCCAUGGCUAUUUUGGGCACUACCUCUGUCACAUGCUGGGCCGUGACCGAGCGCGUCUUGAAGCCCCAUCACGACUCUCACCCUCUCACCAAGAAGCUCCCCGACGAAGGGCCCCUCAAGGUCUUUCACCAGAUCCGCUCCACGCUACUAACGCUUCCCCCGAGAGUCCAGGCCAUCUGCUGGGCGCAGUUCUGGUCCUGGAUCGGCUGGUUCCCCUUCUUGUUCUACUCAACUACCUGGGUAAGUGAAUCUUGGGUCCGCUACGACAUGCCUCGGAGUGCGAAAAGCUCAAACGCCGACGUGCUGGGCGAGAUGGGCCGUAUUGGGAGCACUUCUCUCAUGAUCUACUCGGCUGUGAGCUUCGCCGGAGCCUUCUUCCUGCCCAUGAUGGUGCGGUCCCCCACCGAGGAGACGUUUACGCCUCGACCGCCAAGGGCAAUGGCCAAGUUGCUCGAAAAGCUGGACAGGAUGAAGCCAGAUCUGCUUACGGCGUGGAUAAUCGGUGAUUUGAUGUUCGCCUCGGCCAUGAUGAUGGCCCCGUUGGCCAAGAGUUUUGUGUCUGCCACGAUCCUCAUGUGUGUCUGCGGCAUACCAUGGGCCAUCGCCAUGUGGGCUCCCACGGCCUUCCUCGGCAUCGAAGUCAACAAGCUCAGCGGCGCUCAAGACCUCCCCUUGACAUCCACCCGCCGCAACAGCAACAGUCACUCAACAUCUCCGUCAUCAUCGUCCUCAGGCGAGCUGUCCGGCAUCUACUUUGGCAUCCUCAACAUCUACACCACACUCCCGCAGUUCAUCGGCACCUUCAUCUCCACCAUUGUCUUCGCUGUCAUGGAGCCCGGAAAGAGUCCUGAGCUGCACGAGGCGACUGCGGCUGAAGGAAAGGAGGUUGGCGGGACGAAUGCCAUUGCGGUCUGUCUGUUUAUAGGGGCCAUGAGCAUGUUGGUUGCGGCUCACAUGACACGGAAGCUGCGAAGGUUGUAA